Blastomyces gilchristii SLH14081 is the source of this 771-nucleotide messenger RNA. RefSeq lists its product as uncharacterized. The transcript has a single exon. Bases 1 to 771 code for a protein of 256 amino acids. Lineage: Eukaryota; Fungi; Ascomycota; Eurotiomycetes; Onygenales; Ajellomycetaceae. The record is from RefSeq and is a predicted model, not a curated record.
AUGAGUGAUGAGAUGAGCGCGGGAACUCCUGAUGACGAAGCAGAGACCGGUGUCGAAGAUCUACAAAUCGAUCAGCAACUUGAGACAUCGCAACCAGCGGAAGUAGAAGAGGAUGUGCUGGAACAAGGUGAAGAGGAACGCCUCCGGCAGGAAGAGCAUGACCGCAGGCAGUCAUUACUUGCCCGACUUGAGCGUUCUCGCGAAGAACAAGAGAGGCUGGAUGAAGAGUGGGAGCAGGAGCGGCUCGAACAGGAGUUGAACCAACCGGCCGGGCCCUGGCCGGAAACCCCUCAGGGACAUCCACCAGCAAGGGACCUCUCAGAACGGCCGGUGACCCAGCUAGAUCUUGGUAACAUAUCAAUGCCUGAUCAGAAUGACCGUAGCAGCGAUACUCCACCGCCCAGUGGCCGGCCAACAGUAGAAGCCGAAAUUCCUUUGCCCCGUAGAGUUAAAAUCUCCUUCUGGUCCUUAACGCGUGGCCAGUGGAGACGAACUGAGUGUCUUGAAGUAGAUCCCUUGGACCACUCCCCGGUUGAACGAGCUGCAUCAGAGAACACAUGUAAGAAGUUUUCCUUGUAUGAUAUGAACAUACAGAGCCUCAGCCCUGCCCAGUGCUUCCGGGCAGCAACUGCGGACGGAAAUAACAGAAUUUUCCUGCUCUCCGAGGAGGAGGGAAGGAAGUUAACCGCUGAGGGGAGACUCAUCCCUGACAAAAAGCUUCUAGACUCUAUACGGGAUAUUGAUCGACUAGCAAAGAAGCGACGUAGAUGA